AAGGAACAUAACAAGAAGCACAUGGAGCACUAAAUAAGUCGAAAAUUACCCGCCGACGAACUCCUUGGAUCACCGGGCUAGGGCUUGUAGAACACGGUGAUGGCCGGCCAGGCGAAAGAUGCCGGCAGCGAUCUACAGCUGGUCGUGGCGACCCCGGCGGCCGGCGCUCCUGCGAAGGUGGGGGCCGGCGAGGGCGCGAUCGUGGAGCACGGGAAGGGCGGCGCCGUACUGCGAGAGGAGGAGGAGGACCUCGAGGUCAAGCUGCGCCGGAUCAUGGAGAACGUCCCAGUCAGGGUCAGCAACACCUCCGGCAGCUCCGCCGGUUCCGGCUCCGGCGACUUCCACCAAUAUCGGCAAAUGAGGCGGAAGGAGCAAGAUCGACUUGCAAGGAUGGAUGUAGACUACCAGAGAAGGAAAGAGUUGGUGGAGUUCAAUAUGAGAAGGGAGGAAAGAAUGAAAGCUGCAGAGGAGCGGACUGCAAAGAAACGCUUGAAACGCCAGAAGAAGAAACAGAGGAAGAGAGAGAAGAAGAAUAAUCUGAAUAAUGGAGGGGAAGAGCCUUGCAACGAAGAGUCCUCAGAUAAUGGGGAUUCUGAUGAAGGUGGUGAAACCUAACAUUGAGAUUCUGCCUUUACUUCACAUUAAGAGGCAUGUUUAAGUGAGAGUCUGGACUGUUGAUCAGGAAAAAGCAUCCAGUUGACAUUCUUAACUCCUGGCUAACCUUUCGUGGUGAAAAGUUCUGUCAAACUCAGUUCCUUGUCAACUUUAGGAUCGAACAAUGUGCUGAUGAUACGAUUAUUUUCCUUUUUGGUAGGAUUGCAAAUAUUACUAUCAUUAAGAUUGCAGACAUUAUUGCUAUAAUGCUGUAGAUAUUCAUUGAUGGGAGACCCAAAGUUGAUAGAAUUUUAUUUAAAAACAGAAAUGGUACUUUAAAUUAGAACA
Elaeis guineensis (African oil palm) is the source of this 942-nucleotide messenger RNA. RefSeq lists its product as uncharacterized. Gene Ontology annotation, biological process: negative regulation of protein kinase activity. Gene Ontology annotation, molecular function: protein kinase inhibitor activity; protein kinase binding; double-stranded RNA binding. The record is from RefSeq and is a predicted model, not a curated record. Gene Ontology annotation, cellular component: nucleolus. Lineage: Eukaryota; Viridiplantae; Streptophyta; Magnoliopsida; Arecales; Arecaceae.